This is a messenger RNA of Phlebotomus argentipes, 1979 nucleotides long. It is a transcript of the gene stck, whose product is annotated as LIM and senescent cell antigen-like-containing domain protein 1. The record is from RefSeq and is a predicted model, not a curated record. Gene Ontology annotation, biological process: cell-cell adhesion; positive regulation of integrin-mediated signaling pathway; positive regulation of substrate adhesion-dependent cell spreading. The coding region runs from base 267 to 1568 and encodes 433 amino acids. Gene Ontology annotation, cellular component: focal adhesion; cell-cell junction; cytoplasm. The transcript is spliced from 4 exons. NCBI's taxonomy places the organism in Eukaryota, Metazoa, Arthropoda, Insecta, Diptera, Psychodidae.
GCUGAAAUGUUGCCCCAGAUGAGUUCCCGGAAAAAGAGAUUUUGCCCUAACACGGGCUCCUGCAUCCAAUCCGCCUUCUCAUUGGCUCGUGGGAAAGACCUCUUUUUGUGUCAUGCAUCUGGGCAAUGUUCUUGAGUCGCUCCGUGUGUGAUAAGAUUGCCCCGGGCUUUGUCCGUGCGUCGCAUUUUAUCCCUCGUCUAUUCGCUGUCCAGCAGUCGCGCAGUGAUCACAGGCACUCCGCGAAGAACAGGCCUGAUUGAGGAGAAAUGCGGUGCGCUUCGAAGCCCAAAACAUUCCUCUUGCAGCCCGUGGAGAGGUCUAAGUUGUACAAACGGCGCACGUUAUCAGGCGAUAGAUUACUCAAGAGUGACGUGUUAUCAGCGCCGGAAAAGCCCACAAAGUCAGUUCAAUCCGAGUUACAUGUGAAAAAGUUGGUGUGCCAUCGAAAUCCCUGCGGAAUUGAGCUCAAUCCCAAAAAUCCUGCCGCCACAGCCAUGCAAUCUGACCAGAGUGAGCCAAAGGGACAAGGCGUGAUGACCAUUGUUCGGAUUCCCGUUGACAUGUCCCUCGGCAGCAUGUACUGCUCCCGAUGCGAGGAGGGAUUUGAGCCGCACGAGAAGAUCGUGAACUCCAACGGCGAACUCUGGCACACUCAAUGUUUUGUCUGCGCCCAGUGCUUCAGGACGUUCCAGGAUGGCAUCUUUUACGAGUUCGAGGGCAGGAAGUACUGCGAGCGUGACUUCCACGUCCUCUUCGCGCCGUGCUGCAACAAGUGCGGUGAAUUCGUGAUCGGACGCGUGAUCAAGGCAAUGGCAGCUAAUUGGCAUCCGCAGUGCUUCCGAUGCGAGAUGUGCGCCAAGGAGUUGGCCGAUUGUGGCUUCAUCCGCAAUCAGAAUCGUGCUCUCUGUCACGAGUGCAAUGCCAAAGUGAAGGCAGUGGGACUCGGAAAGUACAUGUGCAACAAGUGCCAUGGUGUCAUUGACGAUCAGCCGCUACGCUUCCGUGGUGAAGUCUAUCACGGCUAUCACUUCAACUGCACGGCGUGCAAUGUGGAAUUGGACUCAACUGCGCGUGAGGUGAAGAGUCGCCCGGGCUUUGCGGCCAACGACAUGAAUGAGCUCUACUGCUUGCGUUGCCACGACAAGAUGGGUAUUCCCAUCUGUGGCGCCUGUCGUCGCCCCAUUGAGGAGCGCGUGGUCACGGCUCUGGGGAAGCACUGGCACGUGGAGCACUUCGUCUGCGCCAAGUGCGAGAAGCCCUUCUUAGGCCACCGUCACUACGAGAAGCGCGGUCUGGCGUACUGCGAGAUGCACUACCAUCAGCUCUUCGGGAAUCUGUGCUUCGUGUGCAAUCAAGUGAUUGCCGGAGACGUCUUCACGGCACUCAAUAAGGCGUGGUGCGUCCAUCACUUCUCCUGUUCCGUCUGUGACGUGAAGAUGACGCAGAAGUCAAAGUUCUACGAGUACGACGAGAAGCCCGUGUGCAAGAAGUGCUAUGAGAAGUUCCCCACUGAGUUGAGACGUCGUCUCAGAAUCUCCCAUGAGAAUACCAUGAAGAAGGGUGACUAAGUGGGAAAAUUUGUGGUAAUAAUGCGUGGUAAAGUGUCCUUAAUCAUAUUAACAUUGCGCCUUUUUAGACGGUAAACAACGAUUUUUAACAACUAGUCUCGCGAUUAAGAGAGAAAAUAAACGAAUAAAGCCAAAAUUUGACCAUUGCUUUGUGCCACAGAAAAACAAAAUACAUAUUUUAUAAACAUAUUCAAUGAUAUUUUCUCACAUUUUUAACACAACGGUAUUUUUAAAAUGUUUAACAAGAUUUUGUCAAGAUUUAUUUUUUAAUUUAUUAAGAAGAGAAAUAAUUUUGUAGUGUAGGAUUAAUUUUUAAUCAAUUUCACUGUCCAAACAGAACAUCUAAAAUGAGAGUUUUGUAAAUUCUAAUAAUUUUUAUUGUACCUAAAUAAAGCAUAAAGUAACUGACAA